AUGUUAUUGACGCUACUUGAUGAUACGUAUGAUGCUUAUGGCACGAUCAAGGAACUCGAGCCAUUUACAGAUGCUCUAAUAAGGUGGAAUUUUUGCGGUAUUGAAGAGCUCCCGGACAACAUGAGGUACCUUCACAGCGUUGUGUUGGAAUUUUUCGACAAACUCGAGGAGGAGAUGGAGAAGGAAGGAAAGUCAGGAUGCGCCAUUUUCGCCAAAAAAGGGAUAAUGGUAUCAGCUAAAUCCUAUCUUCAAGAGGCAAAGUGGUUGAACGAAGACUGUGUGGCUACAUUUGAGGAGUACAAAGAGAAUGGAGUAUAUUCAGCGAGUUAUUUAGUUAUGUUAACAGUUACUUUUCUAGGAAUGGUGGAUGAAGGCACACUUGAUGUGUUUAAAUGGUUAAGUACUUUCCCACCAUUGCUGGCGACUUCUGCCUUAAUAGGCCGACUCUGUGGUGACAUUGCGAGUUGCGAGUUUGAGCACAAAAGGAAGCAUGUAGGGACAUCCAUUGAUUGGUAUAUGAAGGAAUAUGGUGUUUCAUGGGAGAAAGCCGAAGAAGAGAUCAAAAUCAUGGCACUGGAUGCAUGGAAAACUCUUAAUCAAGAACUGAUGAAGAGACCUCACCCUUUUCCUUUCCCUAUUGUCAUGCGAUUCCUGAAUUUCUCGAGGGUCAUCGAGGUUUUCUACAAAGACGCUGACAUUUUCACAGAACCUAAGUUGAUGAAACAUCAUGUGGUUUCUUUGUUCCUCCACAACAUACCCAUUUGA
This is a messenger RNA of Microthlaspi erraticum, 765 nucleotides long. Lineage: Eukaryota; Viridiplantae; Streptophyta; Magnoliopsida; Brassicales; Brassicaceae. The record is from the annotation of a GenBank genome assembly.